UUCGUUUUUAGUAGGCAGGGGAAGUACAGGGGUCAGACAGAUUUUAGCAAGUGACAAUUCACGACAUGGAAAAUGGCGAAUUAGGGGAAAAACCUGAUAGAGCUGUUUUCGCUAGAUAAGAUAACGAGAAUAGAACGAAUAAUGAAGACGCAAAUCUGAAAUAUGAAAAGAAAGAGUUUUCACUCUUGAUCACAUUUUGUGGACAAUUUGAAGAAAAGCGUAGAAAAAUCAAGUGAUCUGGCAUUAUGUUGUCCACAGCAAGAAAUCCAAAAUUUGACCAAGCUCAGGAUGAAUUAGCUUGCCUGAGCUUUUUAGAUAAGUUUUUCAAUAGUGGUAAUGAUACAUCUCUGAAACUGAAUGUAUGUGCCUUACAUGAAGCUUUAUAUAGUCUUUAUCUAAAGGAAAACAAGGAAAAAAUACUGGCUCUGUACUUCCAUAAUCAUGAAACUGAUUUCUCAUUGGAAUUUUGCAAUAUAUUGGCUAAUAAUGAUGAAGCAAAAAAUCUUCUGGACUCUCAUUUCAUUAUACAUGGUCUGGAUGUGGGAGAAGACAUGUAUCAAAAUGACUUGAUAGAAAAGUUUGCCAGUUUAUUUCAGUUAACUCCUUGUGUGGACAUGGUGAGAAAAAAACAACCAGCCGUAUUUUUCAUUGCUGCUGUUGAUAUGGACUUCCAAAUUUGUACAGUUUUACGGGAUAUUCCAUCCUUGCACAACAUAACAACCACCAUGUCGCUGUUAGUGGAUAGUAUGUUUCAAGAAAAUAUGUUACAGACAAAUGAAGCUACUGACAAAAGUAUGGAUACUGAUGAUGAUCGUGGGUAUGGGGAGUUCCAGCAGAAAAUGUUUGAAUGGAUGGGUAAUCGGGAUUAUGAUCGAUUUGAAGCGAAUGAGUUGGAUAGUCUGAAGGAAAAAAUAUCCUUUGCUUUGUUCGGUAUGCCUGUUGAAGAAUCCGGGUAUUCAGAAAAACAGAAAGAAGAAACCCAAAAAAUGUACGACAUUAUUUUGGAAACAAGCAACGAGUUCUCCGAAUAUGAAAACCAAGUGACCAUGGCUAUUUUGUACAACUGCCUGAUACCUGUAGAUUCGAGCUCGGACCAGCAAUUCAGCCCGGUCCCAAUAUUUAUACUCCGCAAGUGUACAUCGGCCGAGAAUCCAUGCCGUAUAAUUAUAGAUCACACAAGGAGGGUCUACAAAAGUUGGAGUAGUUAUCUUGAGGAUAACAAAUUUUGCGAGUGUUUGAUGGUGGUUCCAGAGGAUGGUCGUUAUAUAGAAGAUGAAAACGGCAGAAUCAAACUGCAAAAAUUGGCAUCGCCUGCUUGCCAAAUUGGGCAUAAAAUAUUGAAAGUUACUGAUAUCACGACUUCCGUCUUGGGCAUUGGUUCUACAGGUGUAAUGGUAGCGGCGGCUGUGCCUGCUAUAACAAUUGCCCCAUUUGCUCUUCUCGGGGCUGCAGCCGUAGGAGCUGGAGUCGGGGUGUACUCUAUUGGAAGGAGUAUAUCUACUCUCGUCGAUCGAGGAUUGCAUAAAGAGAGCCUGAAAGUUACCGAAGCAGAAUCCAGGGCUGCUUACCUCAAUAUUGCAGCAGGAGUGGUUGGAUUUGCCGGAGCUGGUGCGAAUGUGGCUGUGUCGCAACUUGCAGCGAAUGGAGUUACAGUGGGAACGUCUGCCAGGAUCGCUGUGAAUACUUUGGGAGUAGCAAAUAUAGGCAUCAGCGGUCUGGCCGUUUCUAAUUCUGCGGUUGAGAUCUUCAUGCAGUGGUGGGUGAAUGACGAAACACCCUCAGCACUCUCGAUUCUCCAGUUGAGCACUUCCAUUCUUUUCUUCGGUCAUGCAGUGUAUAAUUUCAAAACGGCAGGAGCAAUUAUCGAGGAAACCCAGACCAAUACCAUGAAGGAUUUCAAAGACAGUUUGGGGAGCAAUAAACAAAGAAAAAUGUUCAGGAAACUGGAACUGGAAACGAUCAGACAGAACGGGGGCAAUGUGCAAGCGGGCAGAGCCGAAGUCAUCUCCGCAAUUUCAAGAUUGAGGGACAAAUCGGAGGUCUUCAGCUUCUUGUCGAAGAAUAACAAGAUAUUCAACGAGAAGGGGGUGAAAUUUUCCGCGAAGGGUGGUCAGAUCACCUUCAACGGUGUAGUCGUAGACUUGAAGGAGAUAAGUUCGAUGUCUUGGAAGGACUCUUGUACCUAUUUCUCCAAUUUACCGAAAAGUUCCACCGAACACGUUCCUACUGAGGGUGGUCAUUUUACGGUCAAUCUUCAAGCGAUGAUGACCAUAGAUAGCGCGAUCGCUUUCUUGAAAAUCAUCGUGGGGCCAAUAUCCUUGCGCGAAAAGCUUUACUUGAUCCUGUCGGAGGUUUUUUAUUAUUUGAACGUUCGUCAGGCUGAAUUCAAGCUGAUCGAGAUCCUGCAAGAGAUAUUUCCGAAUGGGCGCCAUUUCAUCGCAAUGACUAAGAUGGUCUUGGCUUUUAUCCAGAAGAAGGCCGAACUUAUUCAAUCCGAGGGCGAUUCUGACCACUCGGACAACUUGGAUCGGAUUCUGUUGAAGUAUUUCAAGGAUUUGGACGAUUGUCAGAAGAAAUUGGUUCUGAUCCAGCAUGUCUGCGACGCUUUGCUGUUGGCAUUUCAGAACAAUAGGAGCAACUUGGAAGAUCUUUUGAGGUUCUGUAUAGAUUGGGUCAUGAACGCUUAUAUAGAGCACGUCGAGAGGACUGAUCGCAAUGAAACAGUCCAGCAGGGUGUUAAAAAGGAAAAAGUUGUGAAAUGCACAGAGUGCGAGGGGCAGUAUUUCGAGGCUUAGGUUAAUUUUGAAAUUGUUUCAACUGUGAAGUACAUAUAUUUCCAAAUCCGUAGUAUUUUUUAUUGGAUUAGUCUUCGCACAACAAAAAAAUUUAUUAGAGACGUAGGAGUACUUGUAAAACAAAUCACGGUAGUUUCAGAACGAAUUUUCUAGACCAAUCAAUAUUUUUCUAGCUAACCUUUACAUUAGAAAGCAUAUUUGGAAAGAUGUAGCCGAAAAUUUUGAAACCGAUUAAUAUUGAACUAACAGUAUUCAAUUAGAAAUUGAAUUUAAAAAAUUAAGUGCUUCUUUGAUGCAACAAAUACAUAUCAAUAAAAUUCUUGAUUGCUUUGUUAGAUUUUUUCGAUUUGCGAUGAAAAGAUGUUCCUUAUUUUUAGGCCAGUGAUCUUAGAAAUUUUUUGUGAUAAAAUUAAUAACUUAAGCGUUUACAAGUAUUUAAAAUGAAGUACGAAAGCCUCGACCUUUGAAAAAUGAUGUGACGUAGGGGUUUAAUUGUGUGAUGAUUGUACUGAAUUUUUUUUCUAAGGAACUCGAACGUUUCUUGGAUAAUUGUUGAAAUUUUUGAUUUAUUCCAAAGAUUUAUCGCCAGAAUUGUUUGAUGUGAUUAAAUAUUGUUUAUAGGCUUAAAUAAUAAAAGUUAUAUUGAGUA
Molecule: messenger RNA, 3444 nt
Organism: Coccinella septempunctata (seven-spotted ladybird)
Lineage: Eukaryota; Metazoa; Arthropoda; Insecta; Coleoptera; Coccinellidae
Exons: 9
Coding region: 246-2795 (849 amino acids)
Source: RefSeq, a predicted model, not a curated record